Aspergillus wentii DTO 134E9 is the source of this 2832-nucleotide messenger RNA. RefSeq names its product putative sister chromatid cohesion factor (Chl12). Gene Ontology annotation, cellular component: nucleus. Gene Ontology annotation, molecular function: ATP binding; DNA binding; ATP hydrolysis activity. Bases 1 to 2832 code for a protein of 943 amino acids. The transcript is spliced from 2 exons. The record is from RefSeq and is a predicted model, not a curated record. Lineage: Eukaryota; Fungi; Ascomycota; Eurotiomycetes; Eurotiales; Aspergillaceae.
AUGCCCUUCAUGUCUUCGCCCGCUGGCUUCCCCUCAGGACCCCCCUCGCCUACAGACCCGCAGAAGAGAAAGAAUGACGAACCGCCGCAAUCGUCGGAGCCCAAGCGGCAGAAAAUCAUGGGAGGUUUCCUGGACGACGAGGACGAGGAUGAAGACCAAGACGCAUUGGAUGCGUUUGGCGAUGCGCAGAUGAGCCAAUUCGAGAUUCAAGAGCAGCCCACCGUGCAACCCACACAGUUCCCGAUUAUUCCAGGACCGCCACAAAAGUCUCCUGACUCGACGCCUUUGGCCAAUCCUCCUGUCGCGAGAGAGCCAAUUGUUGAAUCUUCUGGUCCAUCGAGGAAGCCGGCUGGAGUAUUUCAAAUCAAAACGUGCUCGGGCAAAUCGCAUAAUGUCGCUUCGAGACCUAGCAAACCCGCCAUUCCCUACGAAAGACUCGUUGCUGGCCGAUCUACAACCGCCCCUGGACGGGCUCAGAAGAGCUACUACGGAAUUGAUAUCCAUAAACUGCUUGACGAAGCUGCUCAAGAAAGCCAGGAGAAAGCUUCGAGACCGCCGCCGCCCCCUGCUGUCCAACCAUCCAUUGAAUCGAAUAAUAUGAGUCAUAAGAGCAAGAAAGCAACAUAUGCAAUGUGGACUGAGAAAUACCGAGCUCGGAAAUUCACCGACCUCGUUGGUGACGAACGCACCCACCGAUGGGUUCUCCGCUGGCUUAAGGGAUGGGAUCCGAUUGUCUUCCCCAACAUUGCCAAAUCAAAAGCCAAGAAAGCGAAUAAAGAUGAAGAAGAGCGACCUCAUCGGAAAGUCUUGUUAUUGUGCGGCCCGCCAGGUCUGGGAAAGACCACUUUGGCGCACGUUUGCGCCAAACAGGCAGGCUACGAGGCGCUGGAAAUCAACGCCAGUGACGAGCGAAGCAGAGAUGUCGUCAAGGGCAGAAUCAGAGAUGCUCUUGCCACGGAGAAUGUGAAAGGAAUGAAUGUGGAAGUCGGUGACAGCAAAGUUCGCAAAGCCGGCCGACCCGUUUGUGUCGUCGUUGAUGAAGUAGACGGCGUCGUCAGCGGAUCUGGCGGGGGCGGCGAAGGAGGUUUCAUGAAAGCCUUGAUCGACCUGGUCCUCCUCGAUCAAAAGAAUACGGCCCGCCUGUCUGAAAAGAAUACAAACACCGGCAAGAAAAAGAAGACGGAUAACUUUCGAUUCCUUCGCCCACUCAUUUUAGUUUGCAACGACGUAUAUCACCCCAGUCUACGGCCACUGAGAGCUUCGUCUGUGGCUGAGAUCAUUCAUGUUCGUCAGGCACCAUUGGAAAAUGUCGUGGCACGCAUGAAGAACAUCUUCAUUAGAGAAGGGAUCCCGUCUGAUAACGAUAGCGUGAGACGACUCUGUGAAGCAUCCUGGGGUCUUGCCAGCAGGAAGCAAGGCGGCAACAAACGCAGCGGAUCAGCAGAAGGCGAUAUCAGAAGUCUACUCGUUGCGGCUGAAUGGGUGGCCCAUAAACUCAGAAACGAAAACCCCGCUUCCUCUCUGAAGCUGACCCGGAGCUGGCUUGAGGACAGGGUUCUCAACGGCUCGACUGAGGGUGGUGCAUUUUUCAAGGGUCUAAACCGCGGAGGUGUUAAAGAUAUUGUGGAUCGAGUAUUCACGGAGGGUGCGGGAUUUCCAGACCCCCCUGUUGGCAAGGAUUCCUUCCAAGACCCAUUUCAGGAUGCAGGCACAAAAGUCCCAGUAGGCGUUGCCGAUCUUAGGAAACGCAAUGCCAUCAACAGAUUGCGCGAGAUGGUCGACGCAAGCGACGAACACGACCGCUGCGCUACUGACUGCUUCGCUUCAUAUCCUCUCCAAUCUUACCAAGAUGACACAUACCUGUCUAAACCGAAUGCAGCCUAUGACUGGCUCCAUUUCCACGACUCUCUAUCAUCCAAGGUAUUCUCACAACAAUCCUGGGAACUCACUCCGUACCUCAGCCAGUCCACCCUAGCCUUCCAUCACCUAUUCGCAUCUUCAAGGGGCAAGAGAAACUUCUCAGAAAAGAAGGACGAGGAAGACGAGGAAGAACACCCUUUCACCGGUCCCCGAGCUGAAUUCGCAGCCUUCGAGGCCCAGAAACAAAAUCGGGCUAUCCUUACCGGGUUUCACUCCUCUUUCCCUGCGCCUUUGAUUAGAUUAUUCCGAUCGACAGACUGUGUCGUUAUGGACCUCAUUCCCAAUCUCCUGCGGAUGCUGUCUCCCGAUGUGAAGCCGGUUGUUGUUCGUGGUGGUGGAGACUCGAAAAGUGUAGCUAGUGUUCGCAAAGAGAGCGAGCGUGUGCUCAUUCAACUAGCUGUGCGGGUUAUGGCCGGGCUAGGCGUGACGUUUGAAAAAGUGCGAGUCGAAGGCGAAGGCGGUGCUCAUAGCGGAUGGGCGUACAGAAUGGAGCCACCCAUCGACUCCCUCGUCUCAUUCUCCAAAACAAACGGAACCACAAUGUCAAGCAGCGGCUCCGCCCCCGUCCGCUACGCCAUCCGCCAAGUCCUCGACCAGGAAUACCGCAAGGAAACAAUGCGCAAACAAGCAGAAGCACUGAACUCAUCCAAUCUCAACAAAUCCAGCAAGACAGCCGACCAAAAGAAAACACCCACCAAAGACACCGUCAAAGAUUUGAGCGUCAAGCGCGAUUUCUUCGGGAGAAUCAUCCAGCAGCCAUCACCGCCUACGAAGGGUGAUUCGAAUGAAAGCCAGCCGGUGCAAAAUGAAGAGUCCAAGGCUGGGAGAAAGGUCUGGGUGACGUACCAUGAUGGCUUCUCGAAUGCGGUUCGCAAGCCGAUUUCGAUGGGCGAGUUGAUGGCUGGGUUAUAG